Messenger RNA from Manihot esculenta (cassava), 887 nucleotides. RefSeq names its product iron-sulfur assembly protein IscA, chloroplastic. NCBI's taxonomy places the organism in Eukaryota, Viridiplantae, Streptophyta, Magnoliopsida, Malpighiales, Euphorbiaceae. Gene Ontology annotation, biological process: iron-sulfur cluster assembly. The transcript is spliced from 3 exons. Gene Ontology annotation, molecular function: protein-macromolecule adaptor activity; iron-sulfur cluster binding. Gene Ontology annotation, cellular component: chloroplast stroma. The record is from RefSeq and is a predicted model, not a curated record. Bases 102 to 575 code for a protein of 157 amino acids.
AGCAAGCAUUGCAAUUUUGCGUUGUACGAAACACGAACAAGAAGAAGACAGAAACCUGAAUACUAAAAUAUCAUUCCCAUUCUCUCUCCUUCUUCCCAGCCAUGGCGUUCUCUGCAAGCAUUACUAUGCCGCACUCUCCUCUUCUUCGCCUUCGCUUGCCCUGCGACUCCAAUAAAAUUGUUUCACUUCAAAAUUCUCUCUCUUUUCCAUUUUCAAGAUCGAAUCUCAGCCGUAGAUUACUUCUCUCUGUUCGAUCAACAUCAUCUGCAGCUGUUCCGGCGACUGAGGGGAUUGCGCCGGCAAUUUCACUGACGGAUAGUGCAUUGAAGCACUUGAACAAGAUGAGGAAAGAGCGAGAUGAAGAUUUGUGCUUGAGAAUAGGGGUUAAACAGGGUGGAUGCUCUGGCAUGUCUUAUACUAUGGAGUUUGAGAAUAGAGCAAAUGCGAGACCUGAUGACUCUAUCAUCGAGUACAACGGUUUUGUGAUUGCUUCUCUCUUGUGUGCAAGAUGCUGGGCAGAUUUGGGCUUUUACAUGGGGGAAGUUAGAGGGAAAGAUGAAGAUGCACUAAGAUAAGUUGGAGAUUUUUCAGGGAAAGCUAGGAAGAUAUGACUUGAAUAACACAUUUUCUAAAAAUUAAAAUGGAGAUUCUUCAGGGAAAGCUAGGAAGAUAUGACUUGAAUAACACAUUUUCUAAAAAUUAAAACAUGAAACACUGGGAACGUCUCAAACAAAUAAAGAAUUGAGUUCAUUCACUUAAACUUGGAAGUGGCAUCUAAAAGCGCUGGACAUAUUUUUAACUUUUUGGGGCUUUGCAUGACAAAGACCAUUUGGAAUGUUGAUGUCGUGAGUCAUGACAUGAAUGCAUGGAUUAAGAUACUCCAUCUC